Messenger RNA from Ochotona princeps (American pika), 5946 nucleotides. RefSeq names its product kinesin family member 1B (gene KIF1B). The record is from RefSeq and is a predicted model, not a curated record. Gene Ontology annotation, molecular function: microtubule binding; ATP binding; microtubule motor activity. Gene Ontology annotation, biological process: microtubule-based movement. NCBI's taxonomy places the organism in Eukaryota, Metazoa, Chordata, Mammalia, Lagomorpha, Ochotonidae. The coding region runs from base 461 to 5893 and encodes 1810 amino acids. The transcript is spliced from 48 exons.
GCGGUCCCGUUCGGGGCGGUGUCCGGCGCCGGCGACUGCGGGAGGAGUUUCGCGAAGAGCGACGCGGGGCGCUCAGAGGGUGGCGGUCCUGGGAGGUGCCCGCUCGAGCCCGACCCGGCCGCUGGCGCCUCUGCGGUAGCCACCGUCGGCCACCCGGCCGCCGCGCCCCCGACUUCCCGCGCUGCCCUGUGCCUGGCGCCGUCGUCUGUCGGCCCUCCAUGCGGGGCCGGGUGGUUGCGUGAUGGGGCUGCGGAGCGGCGUCCUGCGGCUCGCGGCAGCCGCUGCUCGCGCUCCGGUGCGUCGCUGCCAGGCCCUCCGCGCCCCCGCGCGCCGCGGCGCCUGCUGACCCGGCCUGCUUGCCCGUCGGUCCGCAGCGCGGCUGAGGAAACUUGUGCGUCACUGAGCAGAGACUUCACUUCUUUUCUUCUGGACUGCAGCUGUGUGUCCUGAGGCCGUCAGAAUGUCGGGAGCCUCGGUGAAGGUGGCUGUGCGGGUGAGGCCCUUCAACUCCCGAGAGACCAGCAAGGAGUCCAAGUGCAUCAUCCAGAUGCAAGGCAACUCGACCAGUAUUAUUAACCCAAAGAAUCCAAAGGAAGCUCCCAAAUCCUUCAGCUUCGACUACUCCUAUUGGUCUCACACCUCGCCUGAAGACCCCUGCUUUGCAUCUCAGAAUCGUGUGUACAAUGACAUCGGGAAGGAGAUGCUCCUGCACGCCUUCGAAGGCUACAAUGUGUGCAUUUUCGCCUAUGGACAGACAGGUGCUGGGAAGUCCUACACCAUGAUGGGCAAGCAGGAAGAGAGCCAGGCUGGCAUCAUCCCACAGUUAUGUGAGGAGCUGUUUGAGAAAAUCAAUGACAACUGUAAUGAAGAGAUGUCCUACUCUGUGGAGGUGAGCUACAUGGAGAUUUACUGCGAGAGAGUACGAGAUUUGCUGAAUCCAAAGAACAAGGGCAACCUGCGAGUGCGUGAACACCCGCUCCUGGGACCGUAUGUGGAGGACCUGUCCAAGCUGGCGGUCACUUCCUACACAGACAUUGCGGACCUCAUGGAUGCUGGAAACAAGGCCAGGACCGUGGCUGCUACCAACAUGAAUGAGACGAGUAGCCGUUCCCAUGCCGUGUUUACCAUUGUUUUCACCCAGAAGAAACAAGAUUCUGAGACCAACCUUUCCACAGAGAAGGUCAGUAAGAUCAGCCUGGUAGAUCUAGCGGGAAGUGAGCGAGCUGACUCAACUGGUGCCAAAGGAACUCGAUUAAAGGAAGGAGCAAAUAUUAAUAAAUCUCUUACGACUUUGGGCAAAGUCAUCUCCGCUCUGGCAGAGGUGAGUAAAAAGAAGAAGAAAACGGAUUUUAUUCCCUACAGGGAUUCUGUACUUACUUGGCUUCUUCGAGAAAAUCUAGGUGGCAAUUCUCGGACUGCAAUGGUCGCUGCUCUGAGCCCGGCAGACAUCAAUUACGAUGAGACCUUGAGCACUCUGAGAUAUGCAGAUCGUGCAAAACAAAUUAAAUGCAAUGCUGUGAUCAAUGAGGACCCCAAUGCCAAGCUGGUCCGGGAGCUGAAAGAGGAGGUUACGCGGCUCAAAGACCUUCUUCGCGCUCAGGGACUGGGCGACAUCAUCGACAUUGACCCAUUGAUCGAUGAUUACUCUGGAAGUGGAGGCAAAUAUCUGAAAGAUUUUCAGAACAAUAAGCAUAGGUACUUGCUAGCCUCUGAGAAUCAACGUCCUGGCAAUUUCUCCACAGCGUCCAUGGGGUCCCUUACUUCAUCUCCAUCUUCCUGCUCACUCAGUAGUCAGGUGGGCUUAGCAUCUGUGACCAGUAUUCAGGAGCGGAUCAUGUCUACACCCGGAGGAGAGGAGGCCAUUGAACGUCUAAAGGAAUCAGAGAAAAUCAUUGCUGAAUUGAACGAAACGUGGGAAGAGAAGCUUCGGAAAACAGAGGCCAUCCGGAUGGAGAGAGAGGCCCUGUUGGCAGAGAUGGGAGUUGCCAUUCGCGAAGAUGGAGGAACACUGGGAGUUUUUUCACCUAAAAAGACCCCACAUCUCGUUAACCUCAAUGAAGACCCAUUGAUGUCCGAGUGCCUGCUUUAUUACAUCAAAGAUGGAAUUACCAGAGUUGGCCAGGCAGAUGCGGAGCGGCGCCAGGACAUAGUGCUGAGCGGGGCCCACAUUAAAGAAGAGCAUUGUAUCUUCCGGAGCGAGAGAAACAACAGCGGUGAAGUUAUUGUGACUCUAGAGCCCUGUGAGCGCUCAGAAACCUACGUCAAUGGCAAGAGGGUGGCCCAGCCUGUUCAGCUGCGCUCAGGAAACCGUAUCAUCAUGGGUAAAAACCAUGUCUUUCGUUUCAACCACCCGGAACAAGCUCGCGCUGAACGAGAAAAGACGCCUUCUGCUGAGACACCCUCAGAGCCUGUGGACUGGACGUUUGCCCAGAGAGAACUUCUAGAAAAGCAAGGAAUUGAUAUGAAACAAGAGAUGGAGAAAAGGCUACAGGAGAUGGAGAUCCUAUACAAAAAGGAGAAGGAGGAAGCAGAUCUCCUCUUGGAGCAGCAGAGACUGGACUAUGAAAGUAAAUUGCAGGCCUUGCAGAAGCAGGUGGAGACCCGGUCCCUGACUGCAGAGACAACGGAAGAGGAAGAGGAAGAGGAAGAAGUUGCUUGGACGCAGCAUGAAUUUGAGUUGGCCCAGUGGGCCUUCCGGAAGUGGAAGUCUCACCAGUUUACUUCAUUAAGGGACUUACUCUGGGGCAAUGCCGUGUACCUGAAGGAGGCCAACGCCAUCAGUGUGGAAUUGAAGAAGAAGGUGCAGUUCCAGUUUGUCCUGCUGACGGACACGCUGUACUCCCCUCUGCCCCCUGACUUACUUCCCACCGAGAUGGACAGAGCUCACGAGCACAGAGCUCUUCCCCGCACGGUAGUGGCCGUGGAAGUCCAGGAUCUCAAGAACGGAGCCACACAUUAUUGGUCUCUGGAGAAGCUCAAGCAGAGGCUGGACUUGAUGCGAGAGAUGUAUGACAGGGCAGGGGAGAUGGCCUCCAACGCCCAGGAAGACAGUGAAACCACCAUGACUGGCAGUGAUCCUUUCUAUGAUCGAUUCCACUGGUUCAAACUUGUGGGAAGCUCCCCCAUUUUCCACGGCUGUGUGAAUGAGCGCCUUGCUGACCGCACACCCUCCCCUACCUUUUCCACGGCCGAUUCCGACAUCACUGAGCUGGCUGACGAGCAGCAAGAUGAGAUGGAGGAUUUUGAUGAGGAGGCAUUCGUGGAUGACACCGGCUCGGACGCAGGGACGGAGGAGGGGUCCGACCUCUUCAGUGACGGGCAUGACCCGUUUUACGACCGAUCCCCUUGGUUCAUUUUAGUGGGAAGGGCGUUUGUUUACCUCAGCAACCUGCUCUAUCCUGUGCCCCUGAUCCACCGAGCGGCCAUCGUCAGUGAGAAGGGUGAAGUCCGGGGCUUCCUACGUGUGGCCGUACAGGCCAUUGCAGCGGAUGAAGAAGCUCCUGAUUAUGGCUCAGGAAUCCGACAGUCAGGAACCGCUAAGAUAUCUUUUGACAACGAGGACUUUAAUCAGAGUGACUUUUCUUCUGUGGCCAUGACACGUUCCGGUCUGUCCUUGGAGGAGCUGAGGAUUGUGGAAGGCCAAGGUCAGAGCUCUGAGGUCAUCACACCUCCAGAAGAAAUUAAUCGGAUGAAUGACUUGGACUUGAAGUCAGGCGCUCUGCUGGAUGGUAAGAUGGUAAUGGAAGGAUUUUCUGACGAGAUCGGCACCCACCUGAAACUGGGCAGCGCCUUCACUUUCCGCGUGACGGUGCUGCAGGCCAGUGGGAUCCUCCCCGAGUAUGCGGACAUCUUCUGCCAGUUCAACUUUUUGCACCGCCAUGAUGAAGCGUUCUCCACAGAACCCCUCAAAAACAACGGCAGAGGAAGUCCCUUGGGCUUUUAUCACGUGCAAAACAUUGCAGUGGAGGUCACAGAAUCCUUUGUGGACUAUAUCAAAACCAAGCCAAUUGUGUUUGAAGUCUUUGGCCAUUAUCAGCAGCACCCGCUACAUCUGCAAGGACAAGACCUUAACAGCCCCCCUCAGCCGUCUCGCCGGUUCUUCCCUCCACCUAUGCCGCUCUCCAAGCCAGUUCCAGCUACCAAGUUAAACACCAUGAGCAAAACCAGCUUUGGCCAGAGCAUGAGCAAGUAUGAUCUUCUGGUUUGGUUUGAGAUCAGUGAGCUGGAGCCUACAGGAGAGUACAUCCCAGCUGUGGUUGACCACACAGCCGGCUUGCCCUGCCAAGGAACGUUUUUGCUUCACCAGGGUAUCCAGCGGAGGAUCACCGUGACCAUCAUCCACGAGAAGGGGAGUGAGCUGCACUGGAAGGAUGUCCGGGAGCUGGUGGUGGGCCGGAUUAGGAAUAAGCCUGAGGUGGAUGAGGCCGCCGUGGACGCCAUCCUCUCCCUAAACAUCAUCUCUGCCAAGUACCUGAAGUCCUCCCACAACUCGAGCAGAACCUUCUACCGCUUUGAGGCUGUGUGGGACAGCUCCCUGCAUAACUCCCUUCUCUUGAACCGAGUGACGCCCUACGGAGAGAAGAUCUACAUGACCCUGUCAGCUUACCUGGAGCUGGACCACUGCAUCCAGCCAGCCGUCGUUACCAAGGACGUGUGCAUGGUCUUCUACUCCCGUGACGCCAGGAUCUCCCCGCCGCGCUCGCUGCGCAGCCUGUUCGGCAGCGGCUACUCCAAGUCGCCGGACUCCAAUCGAGUCACUGGAAUUUAUGAACUCAGCUUAUGCAAGAUAGCAGACACAGGUAGUCCAGGCAUGCAGAGAAGGAGAAGGAAGGUGCUGGACACGUCGGUGGCCUACGUACGAGGCGAGGAGAACCUGGCCGGCUGGCGGCCCCGUGGGGACAGCCUCAUCCUGGAGCACCAGUGGGAGCUGGAAAAGCUGGAGCUCCUCCACGAGGUGGAGAAAACACGCCACUUCCUGUUGCUGCGGGAGAGACUCGGGGACAGCGUGCCCAAGUCCCUGAGCGACUCGCUGUCGCCCAGCCUCAGCAGCGGGACCCUGAGCACCUCCACCAGCAUCUCCUCGCAGAUGUCAAGCACCACCUUCGAAAGCGCCGUCACCCCCAGUGAGAGCAGCGGCUACGACUCGGCAGACAUCGAGAGCCUGGUGGAUCGGGAAAAGGAGCUGGCCACCAAGUGCCUGCAGCUUCUCACCCACACUUUCAACCGAGAAUUCACCCGGGUGCACGGCAGCAUCAGCGAUUGCAAGCUGUCGGACAUCUCUCCGAUUGGCCGGGACGCCUCUGUGUCCAGUUUCAGCAGCGCUACCCUUACGCCCUCCUCCACCUGCCCCUCCCUGGUGGAAUCAAGGAGCAGCUCCGUGGAUCAGAAGACCCCAGAAGCUAAUUCGCGGGCCUCUAGUCCAUGCCCGGAAUUUGAGCAGUUUCAGAUUAUCCCAGUGGUGGAAACGCCCUAUUUGGCCCGAGCGGGAAAACAUGAAUUUCUCAAUCUCGUUCCAGAUAUUGAAGAAAUUAGACCUGGCUCUGUGGUCUCGAAGAAAGGAUACCUGCAUUUCAAGGAGCCGCUAUCCAGCAACUGGGCUAAACACUUUGUCGUGGUCCGUCGCCCUUAUGUCUUCAUCUAUAACAGUGAUAAGGACCCAGUGGAGCGUGGGAUCAUUAACCUGUCCACGGCACAGGUGGAGUACAGCGAGGACCAGCAGGCCAUGGUGAAGACACCCAACACCUUUGUCGUGUGCACAAAACACCGCGGGGUCCUUCUGCAGGCACUCAGCGACAAGGACAUGAACGACUGGCUGUACGCCUUUAACCCACUUCUUGCUGGCACAAUAAGGUCUAAGCUCUCCCGCAGAUGCCCAAGCCAGCUGAAGUACUGAGCGACUGCGGGGGCCCUCACUCGCCUCGGGUGAUAAAGAAAGUGUUACCUCUC